Hordeum vulgare subsp. vulgare (domesticated barley) is the source of this 1019-nucleotide messenger RNA. RefSeq names its product ferredoxin, chloroplastic. The transcript has a single exon. Gene Ontology annotation, biological process: electron transport chain. NCBI's taxonomy places the organism in Eukaryota, Viridiplantae, Streptophyta, Magnoliopsida, Poales, Poaceae. Bases 305 to 736 code for a protein of 143 amino acids. Gene Ontology annotation, molecular function: 2 iron, 2 sulfur cluster binding; electron transfer activity. The record is from RefSeq and is a predicted model, not a curated record.
CCAACCAAUUUAACUUUCGUGAAUCUUUGAUCGCUUUUCAUUUGGCCCAGCUCGACGUCACGCGGAUGUCCCCGAUGGAUCUCGCCGGCCACACGCCCCUCGACGACGACGAGAUGAGCAGCGUGUGAUCCUCGUCGCCCCGUCCAUCCAACCGAAGAUAAGACGCCCACUCCCUCCCCUCCACAUGGCACCCACCCUCCAAUCCCUUACUUAUUCCCGCCCCCCUCACUCCUCCAUCCCCUAGCUCCACCUCUCAUCCGCUCCUCAGCCACACCUAGAGCAUCUUAGCUCCAGCUAGCCACCAAUGGCCGCCGCACUGAGCCUCCGCGCGCCCUUCUCCGUGCGCGCUGUGGCGCCACCGGCGCCCCGCGUGGCCCUUGCGCCCGCGGCCCUCAGCCUCGCCGCCGCCAAGCAGGUGCGGGGAGCCAGGCUCCGCGCGCAGGCGACGUACAAGGUGAAGCUGGUGACGCCCGAGGGCGAGGUGGAGCUGGAGGUCCCCGACGACGUCUACAUCCUGGACCAGGCCGAGGAGGAGGGCAUCGACCUGCCCUACUCCUGCCGCGCCGGCUCCUGCUCCUCCUGCGCCGGCAAGUUGGUGUCCGGCGAGAUCGACCAGUCCGACCAGAGCUUCCUCGACGACGACCAGAUGGAGGCAGGGUGGGUGCUCACCUGCCACGCCUACCCCAAGUCCGACAUCGUCAUCGAGACCCACAAGGAGGAGGAGCUCACCGCAUAAGCUGCUUACCCUGCCUCUCUUUGCAACAAGAUCGAGCUGAUAUCAUAUUAUCUCCCAUCAUGCAUGCAUGCAUGGAUAUCGCCAGAUACACCGAUUUGUUUGUGCUCGAAUGAAUUGCUCGAUGCAUGGUUUGCUCCAGUAAUAAUGUCUUCGAAUUACUACCUUUUUGUACCGUAAGAUAUACUACUGUCGUAAUACUAGCGUGUACUUAAUUCAACGUACUGAAAUGAAUCCUGAUGGCUGAGGUGUCUCUCUGAUUAAUAAUAUCUUCUUUUUUACUUAA